AAUGACUGUUACACCCGGCACACCCAUAAUGAUUUUUACUUAAUUAUUCAAUUUUAUAGCAUUUUUUAUCACUAAACCCUUUCGAAAUUCGCAGUUCAGUUGUAUAGAACAUCUCUAUUUACUUUAUAUUUUUGUGCAAUAUUACUUACACAAGAUAGAAAUACUAUUGGCACAAUUGCUGAUCGACAAUUUUUAAAUUAGGGUAAACAACUUCGUGGCUGGCUGGUGACUUUUGUAGUAAGUUCUAGGUCAAAGGACGUCCUGAUUGACUUUAGUAAUCAUAAUCAUUUAAGUGUUUAAGUCGUCUUGUUUUUUAAAGUUGGAGCUUAUUUCACAUACUUAAACAUUAUUUUGUUAUAAUACAAAAUGUCUGAACCAAUUCGAGUUGUUGUUACUGGGGCUGCUGGCCAGAUUGCUUACUCUCUUUUGUACAUGGUCGCAAAAGGGGAUGUCUUUGGACCCAACCAACCUUUGAUCCUUCACCUUCUGGAUAUCCCUCCGAUGAUGGGAGUUCUGGAAGGUGUUGUUAUGGAAUUGGCUGAUUGUGCACUUCCCUUGCUACAAGCUGUGGUGCCUACUGCAGAUCCUGCGGUCGCUUUCAAAGAUGUUUCUUCCGCUUUCUUGGUGGGAUCGAUGCCAAGAAGGGAAGGAAUGGAGAGAAAAGACCUCCUUUCUGCAAACGUUAAGAUUUUUAAAGUUCAAGGGGAAGCUUUAGAUAAAUAUGCUAAGAAAGACGUCAAAGUCCUAGUUGUAGGAAAUCCGGCAAAUACUAAUGCUCUAGUGUGCUCGAGAUAUGCACCCUCUAUUCCUAAGGAAAACUUUACCGCUAUGACCAGAUUGGACCAAAACAGGGCCCAAGCACAAAUUGCUGCCAAAGUUGGCGUUCCAGUUGCACAAGUCAGCAAUGUUAUUAUUUGGGGAAAUCAUUCUUCGACACAGUUCCCCGAUGCAGCACAUGCUGUUGUAGUAGUUGAUGGAAAAGAGGUUAAAGCUUCAGAAGUAGUCAAGGAUUCUGAUUGGAUUAGAAAUACAUUUGUACAGACUGUACAGAAGAGAGGUGCUGCUGUGAUUGGGGCCAGAAAGAUGUCAUCUGCCAUGUCCGCCGCCAAAGCCGCUUGCGACCACAUGAAGGAUUGGUUCAGUGGAACUGCCCCAGGCAAAUUCGUUUCUAUGGGCGUAAUCAGCGACGGCUCUUACGGUGCACCGAAAGAUGUAGUAUUCUCCUUCCCAGUGUCCAUCCAGAAUGGAAAAUGGCAGAUCGCUCAAGGCUUACUCCUUGACGAUUUCGCCAAGGAAAUGUUGGCGACAACCGGCAAGGAACUAGUAGAGGAAAGGGCAGAGGCCACGGCCGUAGUUGAGGCAUGACUAUCUAGCAGGCUUUAAAAUGUUGAACUAAAAAUCAGAAUUGUUAAAAAAAAUUAUUGUAGAUUACAAAAUCUUCAUUGCCAUGAUUUUAAACGUAGCAUUAGUUGCACAUCUUUAUUUAAUAUGGCUUUUAAGUAUUUUAUACAAUGUUUACUUGCAUUAUCUGUUUUAAUUGUGUAAUUCCUGUUUAUUGGUGUUUAUUUCUUUGUUUUAGUUUGACCUUUUAAGGCAUUUUUAUCUAAUCUAAAUUAAGUAAGAGAAGUAUUUUCAACUAUAGCAUUUAUUGGUGUACUGGUAUUUUUAUUUUUAUUAUAAUUUCAAAAACAUUAUGGCUUUAGAUCCUUUAGAUAAAUUAGAUUUAUUAGAUUUAUAUUUUGGUUAUGGCAAUGUUGAGCGUUGUUUUUGUUUGUCUGCUGUUUAGAAAUAAACGAAUUAUUUUUGUUA
Messenger RNA from Anoplophora glabripennis (Asian longhorned beetle), 1809 nucleotides. It is a transcript of the gene Mdh1, whose product is annotated as malate dehydrogenase, cytoplasmic. NCBI's taxonomy places the organism in Eukaryota, Metazoa, Arthropoda, Insecta, Coleoptera, Cerambycidae. Bases 367 to 1365 code for a protein of 332 amino acids. The record is from RefSeq and is a predicted model, not a curated record. The transcript has 4 exons. Gene Ontology annotation, biological process: tricarboxylic acid cycle; oxaloacetate metabolic process; malate metabolic process. Gene Ontology annotation, molecular function: L-malate dehydrogenase (NAD+) activity. Gene Ontology annotation, cellular component: cytosol; mitochondrion.